ACUCAAAAGCAAAGAGACAUUUAAAACAUGAGAGAGAAAAAAAAAGUAAAAAAGAGACGGUAGCGUGCUUGGUCGUCUCGGAGCAACGUACAAGAAGAUACUGACGUGUGCUUACGAGUGACUCAUUGACUUUUUACCCGCCAGCCACCAUACGAAGACCAGACCCCUCUUCCUUAUUAUUCAUUCCAUCUGUUACUCCAUUUCAACAAAUCUGUAAUCUCUGAUAUCCACGCACGCGGCAAAAAGAGAGACAGUGACUCUAGUCUGAUCGCUUCACAGGUCUGUCUUACAUUGAUGGGUUGCUCUUGGUUCUCACGCCACAAAAGUGGAGGAAGACUUUCAGAAGUUGAUGAUGGAGGAAUCACAUCGAUACAAAACGUAAAGAUUUACAAAUACAAAGAGAUUCGUCAGGCUACAGAUGAUUUCAAUCCCCUUAAUAAAAUUGGAGAAGGAGGGUUUGGUUCUGUGUACAAGGGCCAUCUUAAAGAUGGAAAGAUGGCAGCUAUCAAAAUCCUCUCGGCUGAGUCAAGACAAGGUGUUAAAGAGUUCCUGACUGAGAUCAACGUGAUAUCAAAAAUACAGCAUGAGAAUCUGGUCAAGUUAUAUGGAUGCUGCGUGGAAGGGAAUCACAGGAUUCUUGUGUACAACUACCUCGAGAACAAUAGCCUUGACAAAACCCUUCUAGCUGGAGGCUACACUCGGAGUGGGAUACAGUUUGACUGGAGAACUCGAGCCAAGAUCUGCAUCGGUGUUGCCAAAGGCCUUGCCUUUCUUCACGAAGAAGUAAGACCCCACAUUAUCCACAGAGAUAUCAAGGCGAGCAACAUUCUACUCGACAAAGACUUAUCCCCAAAGAUCUCUGAUUUUGGACUCGCGAGGCUUAUGCCACCCAACAUGACUCAUGUCAGCACUCGUGUCGCCGGUACAAUUGGUUAUUUAGCGCCAGAAUAUGCAGUUAGGGGACAGCUGACGCGUAAAGCAGAUAUAUACAGCUAUGGAGUCCUUCUGAUGGAGAUAGUCAGUGCAAGAAGCAACAAAAACACUCGUUUACCCACUGAGUAUCAGUAUCUGCUAGAAAGAGCUUGGGAACUUUAUGAGCGGAAUGAGCUCGUGGAUCUUGUCGACACAGGGCUUAACGGAGACUUCGACGCAGAGGAAGCUUGCCGGUACCUAAAGAUCGGUCUUCUGUGCACGCAAGACAGUCCAAAGCUGAGACCAACCAUGUCCACGGUGGUGAAGCUGUUGACAGGGGAGAAGGAUAUAGACACGAGGAGAAUCACCAGGCCGGGUUUGAUCUCUGAUUUUAUGGACUUGAAAGUGAGAGGACCCGUGGAGACAAAGCCAGAUGAAGUGAACAGAAACAACAACAACUACACAGACCCUUCUUCUUAUAAUGCAUCGUCUAGCUCUGGGACUAGAGACAACUCAAAUGCUUUCUCGUCAGGGGCCUCAUCUGCUAAUCAUGCGGUUUCUUCAUUCAACAGUACCAUUUAGAAAAGAAAAAGUUCCUUUUUAAAAGAAAAAGUUCCUUUUUAAAAGAAAAAUGUCCUUUUUAAAAGAAAAAUGUUUUUUUUUGUGUCUCAUCAUUUUCUUGGAUUCAAACAGAGGUUUUCUGUUAGAUUUUUAAUCCAUGUCUACUGUAGAGAAGCCUUACACUUGUUUAAGGUUGUCUUUCAGUUGUAAACAAAUUUUUGAGUGUAUAUGUACAUAAGUUUGAAUCUAAAUUGGUCAAAAGAGGUCAGUGACUUGAGUGA
Molecule: messenger RNA, 1754 nt
Organism: Raphanus sativus (radish)
Lineage: Eukaryota; Viridiplantae; Streptophyta; Magnoliopsida; Brassicales; Brassicaceae
Product: cold-responsive protein kinase 1
Exons: 7
Coding region: 295-1494 (399 amino acids)
Biological process (GO): protein phosphorylation
Molecular function (GO): ATP binding; protein kinase activity
Source: RefSeq, a predicted model, not a curated record